This is a messenger RNA of Dreissena polymorpha, 2026 nucleotides long. RefSeq names its product lachesin-like. NCBI's taxonomy places the organism in Eukaryota, Metazoa, Mollusca, Bivalvia, Myida, Dreissenidae. Gene Ontology annotation, cellular component: neuron projection membrane. The record is from RefSeq and is a predicted model, not a curated record. Gene Ontology annotation, biological process: synapse organization. The coding region runs from base 602 to 1501 and encodes 299 amino acids. The transcript is spliced from 6 exons.
UGUUUCCAACGACUCCUAUGUCCAAUAUCCAAUAUCGGAAACAGCUACAUUCUGCCAAUGAGCCGUGGCAAAGGUUAGUGUGAACGCUUUACGAGACUUCCAGAGUCAAUGAAGUUGUGUGCUGUGAAGGAAGCGGCAGCUGGUGUUAACAAUCGUUGAAAGAAGCGUUAAACGGAUAAUUAAUUGUGUGACAGCGUUUAUCAUUCGGAUAACCAAUUGGGCUUGGAAAAUAUAGGAGAAGCGCUUCCUAUGUCUUUAUCAAAAGUUACAUGGAAAUGAAAAUACUGGAAAUAAAGUUUACGCAAUUUAAAAAUAGUGCUUUGCUUCAGGAAAUGUGAAUUUGUAUGACUUUCUCAGGAUUUGUGGUGAAUUACAACGGAACAUAACUGCAAUGCAUUACGAGCAUUAUUCAACACAAGCGGGAGGUUUAAUUGUACUAAUGGAGUAAAAAGAAUGCGUUUUGGCUAUACUAAACACAAGGAAUCGAACAUGAUAUAUUAAAGGUAGUUUCAUAUUAUACACAAUGUAAGACCAAAGCGCGUUGUCAUAUGUCCCAAAUUGUAUGGUUGAAAUUAUAACAGUAUGUGAGGGUUAACUCAUUAUGAUAUUAAUAAAUAAUUUACGCCGGAUUUAUUCCACCAGUACAUCAGCAAUCGUCUUUGUCUCGUACCUUUUUGCAAAUGUCGUUGUUUUGCUGACCGCUGCGGUGGACUAUGUAGCUGAUUACGAAGGUCCAACGUACUUCAUCCCUCAGCCCAACAACGUUUCCUACCAAGCCGGAUCAACUGCCACCCUAACCUGCUCUGUCGAAAACUUAGGAAAUAAAUUUAUUGUUUGGCGCAAGACGGCCGAGCCGCACCCUAUAUCAGUAGGGAACAUGAUAUAUGCACCAGAUACCCGCUACGAAGUGGCAUUUGCGCCUGAGCGACGGGAGUUCAAUUUGGUGAUACGAGCGGUGACUCAAAAUGACGCGGGUGUAUACGAAUGUCAAGUCAGCUCAAGAGAUAAACUCGUAAGGCACGUAUUGCUGCGGAUAGAAGUCGCGAUAAGGAAUCCGGAUUACACCAUACCAGAAAUUCUCCUGUCAGGGAAUGAGUACGUAAAUACUGGUGAUACAAUUCGACUUGUGUGCAAAGUUACUGGAACUUCAGAUAUACCUCAGGACGUAGACUGGUUUAGAAACGGACAUUUGUUACGCUCGAUAUCAAACAAAAUACUCAUAUCUAAGGAGACGUCUAUGGCACGACGUAAAUUAGACAGCGUUUUAGAAGUGCGGUAUAGCAAACUCGAGGAUUCCGGUGAAUACGUGUGCAGAAAUUCAGAAAUUCUUAUUGCCAGCCAGAAAGUGAUUGUCCUCAAUGAGGGCGAUUCAAAUAUGGGUAAACGAGGCGCUGGUGCGGAAGCAACAAGUGGUCAAAUUUGCAAAAGACAGUGGUGGUCACUAAUUAUACUAAUGUUUCUUGCAAAGGCUGUGACUGAUAUUAUUGUGUACAAAAGCUGACAAACGAUGGAAACGUUUAAUUAACGGGUUGCAAAUUUACAUUCCAUGAUAUUCAUAAACACACUCAUGUGAAACUAUUUUUGCACAUUUCCAUUGUAAAUAAAUAUCAUUUUUAUUAAUUUUGUAUAUGAAAUACACUAUAUAUGCAUAUUUGUUCUCAAAGUAAAUAUUUCCUAUGAUGGGAAAUAUUGUAAAUGCAAAAAAUUUGAUUAACUCUUCAAUUGAACAUAUUUUCACCAAUGAAUUAUGGUGGGAAGAUUUCUUAGCGCAUGCAAUUUUUGUCUAAUUUGGUCAUAAGGGCAUACAUGACUUAGUAUGUGCUUGUUUUUGCAAAAAUGAUUUCUGUGUGUAUGUGUAUUACCGUAAAACGCUGUAAUAAUGGUAGAUUAAAAAAACAACAAUAGUUUGUAUGUUGAAAUGAUCACAAGAUGUGAUUAUUCUUAUAAUUUUAUGAUGAGCAUUUUGUGUUUAAAUGAGACACAGUGUUAUUUUUCCUUGUAGUUACAUGUGCCCAAAUACACGGUU